AUGCGCUUCUCAUCGGGGUGGGGCUUCCGGCCGCCUCCUCGUGGUGCCCAUUUUAAUUGCUCUGGAUUUGUUCUAGUUCCGGGGCGCUCCGUGGGGGCUGAGAUGACUGAACUAAGGAGGUCCGAGUGGAGGUGUCCCCGUUGCACAGAGGCGGGUCUGAGGUUCGGCGACACCGCCCGGGGUGUCCCGCGUCAGACCCUGAAUAGGGCCAGCCGUGGCUGGGUCCCCUCUGUUCUCCCGUCGCUACUGGCCCAGCUCCACCCACAGAGUCCGAUGGUGGUGGCGGCGCUAAGGGACCCGCCUCAGGGCAGUGUGACUUUGGACGAUGUGGCCGUGUACUUCUCCUGGGAGCAAUGGAGUCUCCUUGAUGAGGCUCAGAGACACCUGUACCAUGAUGUGAUGCUGGAGAUCUUUACACUUAUAUCCUCACUGGGUUGUUUGUGUGGCAUAGAGAAUGACAAGGCUCCUUCAGGACAGAGUGUUUCUCAGGAAAGAAUGCCACAAAUCAGGACUCUAAAGCCAGAUCAGUCAACCCAGAAAGCUCAUCUCUGUGAGAUGUGUGUUCCUGUCAUGAAGGACGUUUUGUACCUGGCUGAGCAUCAAGGAACAUAUACUGGGCAGAAAUCGUGUACAUGGGUAGCAUGUGGGGAACAACUCUGUUUCAGGGCAAAUCUUCACCAACACCAGAAGGAGCACAGUAGGGAAAAACCCUGCAGCAAGGGUAUGAACAGGACCUCCUUUGUGAAGAGCUGUGGAAUCUAUUUGUCAGGGAAGCCUUUCACCUGUGAGGAGGGUGGAAAGGACACUGUGGGCCCGUUCCAGUACCAGGCCACUCCCAAAGCGGUACUGAAUAUACAUAGCAGUACUGGCGGUGAGGAGGCCUUUCACUGUGGAAAAAGUCCUUACAAGUGUGGUGAAUGUGGGAAAGCCUUCCGCCGCAAACAUACACUGGUUCAGCACGAAAGAAUUCACUCUGGAGGACUGUAUGAGUGCAGUGAAUGUGGGAAAACCUUCACUUACAAGCACACAUUUCUUCGGCACAAGACACUUCAUACUGGAGAAAGGCCUUUUGAAUGCAGUGAAUGUGGGAAGGCCUUCAGGUUCAAAUAUAAACUUGUUCAGCACCAGCGUAUUCACACUGGAGAAAGGCAUUAUGAGUGUGCCGAAUGUGGGAAAGCUUUUGGGUGCAAAUCCAAACUUGUUCGGCACCAGAGAAUUCACACUGGAGCAAGGCCUUAUGAGUGUACUGAAUGUGGCAGAUUCUUUAGACAAAGUUCCAUCCUUGUUCAGCACCAGAGAGUUCACACAGGAGCAAGGCCUUAUGAAUGUGGUGAAUGUGAGAAAUCUUUUAGCCAAAGCUCCAGCCUCAUUCAGCACUGCAGAAUUCACACUGGAGAAGGGCCGUAUGAAUGCAGUGAAUGUGGGAAAUCCUUUAGACAAAGUUCCAUCCUUGUUCAGCACCAGAGAGUUCACACAGGAGCAAGGCCUUAUGAAUGUGGUGAAUGUGAGAAAUCUUUUAGCCAAAACUCCAGCCUCAUUCAGCACCGCAGAAUUCACACUGGAGAAAGGCCGUAUGAAUGCAGUGAAUGUGGGAAAUCCUUUAGCCAAAGCUCCAGCCUCAUUCAGCACCAUAAACUUCACACUAGAUAAAGGCCUCAAGAGUACAGCCAACAUGAGAAAGCCUUCAGUUAACAGUCUGCUCUGAUUCAACACCAAAAUCUCACAACUCAGAUCUAA
Mesoplodon densirostris (Blainville's beaked whale) is the source of this 1737-nucleotide messenger RNA. Its product is annotated as zinc finger protein interacting with ribonucleoprotein K-like. The record is from RefSeq and is a predicted model, not a curated record. Gene Ontology annotation, molecular function: DNA-binding transcription repressor activity, RNA polymerase II-specific. NCBI's taxonomy places the organism in Eukaryota, Metazoa, Chordata, Mammalia, Artiodactyla, Ziphiidae. The transcript is spliced from 3 exons. Gene Ontology annotation, biological process: negative regulation of transcription by RNA polymerase II.